Messenger RNA from Cyprinus carpio (common carp), 6729 nucleotides. RefSeq names its product transmembrane protein 74. NCBI's taxonomy places the organism in Eukaryota, Metazoa, Chordata, Actinopteri, Cypriniformes, Cyprinidae. The record is from RefSeq and is a predicted model, not a curated record.
UAAAUUGUAUUUUCAAGAAUGUUUUAAUGGUGUUCGUUUCUGGGAUAAAUCAUUUAGGACACAGCUUGGGCAUGCAAUCUGUGUAGGGUGCGUCACAGACAUACAUUUCACGAGGGAGAACAGCAUGAAAGUGUUUGAUCAGACUUCAUUUCCCCCACGACAGUAGUAAACCUCCCUCUCUUCCCUCCUCUAUCCUCUCCUCCUCGUCUGUGCAGCUUGUCUUAGAGGCUCACGGAGCAUUGAUGCGACCUGAGCGCGGCGCGCGGGUGGAACAGGACGAGCUUAGCUUAAUUAACGGAGCGCGAGCCCUGCAGGAAUGCCAGCGAGGCGCUGAUUGGAGAAGAUUAUUGUCUUCCUCGUCAUACUGCAGGGAUGCUAUAGCCAGCAUGCUAUGAGAUGAACAUAUGAAUAGAAGUACACAUGGCUGAUCUUAAAGUCCUCUUUUGUGGUCAAGACACUGUCCAGACCGAUCACCUUGACUGGUCCCUAAAAUACCAGCAAAGUCAUCACUCAGUGUGUGCAGAUGAAAGGGUCCUUUCCAAUGAAGAGUGCUGCCAGGCGUAUCUGGAGGAGAAUGUUAAUGAGGCGAACAGGCUUUCAGAACCAUGGACAGCGACUUUGCCAAUUGGACGACUCUGCAAACUCAAUGAAUGGGGAUUUGAUGAAGAAGUUGAGGUAUGUUACGAUGAACAGUUUGAAACAGCUUUUCCUGGUGUGGCUGACUUUACUGAUCAUAAAGACAAUCAGUUGUUAGCAGAGGAGACCAACUAUGACAACUUAAGUUGGAAUUCUCCCAAAGAUCUCCAAGAAGGCAGCCCAGAAUGCUCCCUGCUGUCAGUUGACGAUUUCAUGGUGGAUUCAUCGGAAAAGUCAGUGGAUUAUGGAUUUAUAGGUGCUGUUACCUUUUUAGUUACUGGAAUUUCCUUGGUUGUAAUCUCCUACACUGUCCCACGUGACGUCAAGGUGAAUCCCGAUACCGUUUCUGCCCGGGAGAUGGAGCGGUUGGAGAGAGAGAACGCCCGGGUGGGUGCUCACCUGGACCGAUGUGUGAUUGCAGGACUGUGCCUCCUCACACUCGGUGGUGUGGUACUGUCAACCCUGUUGAUGAUCUCCAUGUAUAAAGGGGAGAUGAUCAGGAGACAAGCAUUUGCCUACUCCAAGCACCAAGCCAGACUCUACGGCUCUAUGAAUUUUAGAAGUGGCGCUAGCCCGACCGGAGCUCCUUCGCUUUUGUCCCUUGAUGAAGAUGAAGGUCCUGUAGAAGUCUUAAGUUGAAGCUGAGAUCAGCAUCUCCAUAUGAAAAUAUGAUCAAAACAGCUUUGUUAUACUGUGAUCUAGGAUGACACACUGUAAAACACAGUUUGUAAUACUUAAAAAACAAUAUUGUUAAUUUAAUAACAUCGGAAUUUACCUUUAAACUUCUAAAUUACUACUAAAUUUGUGUUGAAUAAACUUGACUACAAUGGGUCAUAGCAACAAAAUUAAUUAAAUUAAAUUAAAUUAAUCAGGAUAAAAUUCUACACUUUUUGCAUUGCAUUUAAUGGACAACAUGGACUUGAGUCAUGUUUGUGUAAAAAAUAUAUUUGUGUGAGUUUGUGCAUUUUUCCAAAACAUAUGUUCAUGUAAAUAUACAGCAUGCUUUACAAGUGCAGUUAUAUAAGGCUCAAUUUUUUUUUGAGUAUGCAAAAAAACUAUCAUAUGAUCAUUCGACUAACUUGCCAAAUGUACAAUUGUGUCCUAUUUAGCCAGUCUUCACAUUGGAAAAGGAAAAUACUUUUUCUUUCUUCUUCUUUUUUUGGCUUGGAUUUGCAGUCUAUGUCUGAUAGCUGACUUAAUCAUCAGUCAUUGUAUAAAAACCUCUUUCCAAUCAGGUGGGACAGAGAUUUAUUCCAAUGCCUCUGAAGCCACUCAAAUCUAUAUAUUUGCAUUCACAUUUGCAUAAAAAUAAACACGGUAAACAGCUUUGCAACAGCACAGGUAACGUGAAUGCGCACCAGGGAGGUUUGAUCUAAAUUUUGUGAGCUUAGUUUAUUUAGAGUAUAUCUGUGCUUUUAAUGCACAUGGGAUGUAGGAAAUGUGUGAGCAGAUGUCUCUCUCUCUUUCUCUCUCAUCAGUGUGCCCGCUCUAGAGGAGUCUCUUGGGAAAUGACUGCUCUAUGUUUCUCCUUCCCAAUAGCAACUAACCCCAUUAGAGUCACACAUCAUAACACGUAAUGACCCGAAAGAACAGAAUCCAGAAUGCAGACUGCAGCAAAAGGCACAUAAAAGCAUGGUGUAUAGGUUCUCAUCCCACAAAGCACAAGCUCUCAGAAAAGAGAAUUAACCUGAAACAGGCUAAUAUUUAAGUCAAACCAAUUCCACAAGGUUAAAAUCAAAUUCUUAAAGAAAUGGUUCACCCCAAAAAAGACAAUUUACUUAUUCCAAAAGUAACUGUUUAUAAAAACUGUUUUUGUGAAUACAAUAGAAGUCAAUUGGGUCCAAAACACAGAAUGGAUAGAAUAUGAUUUUUGAUUAAUAUAAUAUAUUAAUUACUUAUUUUGUGUUCUGCAGAGCACGCUUAAAAGUCAAGGUUCUUUAUGGCAUUGAUAGAACCUUUUAAAUUUCUUUAUAGUGGAAAAAUGGUUCUUUUAAUAACUGAAAGGUUCUUUGGUUUGGAACAAAAUAAAGAUGACUAAAUGAUCACAGGAUUUUUGAACAACAAAGCAAAAUUUAGGCAUAUAAGCCUCAGGUUGCAGGUGGAGGAAAAAAAUAUGCCCAUGAGGCUUUGAGCAAGCAGUAGGCUCUGCUGGUGCUUCUGCUGAGGAGUGCGGUCCGUAUAAGAAACGCUUACCGAGGGCCGGAUCAGAUUAUCCCUCGCUAUACACCAGCACUGCAGCAAAGAUUCCUGACUCCAGUGUUCUUUUCAUCCCAUUUCUUCAUGACAGCACACACAAGUGUUUUAAAAGCCCCUUGAAUGUCUGUUUGCAUGAGAACACUUACUUAAGGGUAUCGUUAGACGAUUAAACAAAUGCUUGUAGAAAAUUGCUGCUAUUAAAUCUGCAUGCUACUAACAUCACCUGUGGUUUUAAUAAAGCUUAAUGGUUCACCGUAAAACAAACUCAGAAUUAUGCUUUUGAUAUGGGUGAAGACUAAUAGAGGGGGGUUUUGGAGAGGAAGAUGCAUAUAUUUUUAUAUGUCAUGUGUUUUUAGGUUGCACACAAUGGUGUGGAUAGCAAUUAAUGAAAUGUCAACAAUGCAUGACCAUGUCUACUGAAAUAAGAACUGAUUUAUAAGCCAUAUCUCAUUCUCUGGCUGUCUCCAUCUCUCUUUUGUUUCUUUUUUUCUCUCUGUCUAAUACUCUCUAACCAGCACUCUGUAUAAUAACUCAAUCACUUAGGGCCGCUGGCAUCAGGAAAUGGGGCUAAAUUGAUUAAAGGGUCAGUAUGGGUCAGGGAGUGGGUGUGGACAUCAUCUCGAUGGACAAAGAUAUGGUCAUUGUGUGCACAUACACACAAUAUAACUCCCAGCUGUACCAUAUCAUAAAUUGUCCGUGGUGCAGUGACAUCCUAACAUAUCAUCUCGCUUUAUUCUUCAGAUAAAAAACCGGCCCAAGCUGGUCUGAGUGUAAAGAUGGCAUGAAAAUGAAGUCCAGUCCAGACUGUGUGAGAUACAGAUGGAGUUGUCAGUUAUAUGUUACGUGAGUGACCCGUCCACCAGCUCAUCCAUUCUGCUGUUUUCUUUACUGCUUGGUCUAAUUAUUCAUCAUUUGGACAUUCCUCACUGUUGGUGCUGUUUAAUGGCCUGUUCAACAAAAUGACUCUUGUUACCUAGAGUUUGUUGCAUAGCAACAGUAAAGAUAAAAUGUACAAAAAGUCAGCGAGCACAGAGCGAAGGAUCUCCGGUGAAAAGGCACUAGUUCAUCAUUCAUCGCUGUAAUUCGGAAGCUCAUUGUGUAUCAGGGAGACCAAAGAAUGAAGUCAGCAGCCUUAGUCACAAGGCUACAGGAAACAGAAAGACAGGCUGCUGCAUAGUAAUGUAGCAGGCGUGCUUAUUUCAAUGGGAAUUUGAAUUCUGAAUUUAUGACAGCAACGUCAGCGGCAGUUUCUCAAAUUAGGUGGCGGAAAUAAAGGCACCUUGGGGAAAAACACAGAGCUCUAUAGAUAAUUUCUGGGACCCUCAUACCUUGUUGAUGAUGUACUGUGACCUACUGCGGUAGAGAGUUUUGUAGAAGUUCAACAUUAUAAUAAUAAAGCUCAAAAAGAGCCAAGUAAGUCAUCAUUUGAUUAAAUUUACAUGAUGGCAUUUUUCAAAUGAGAUUUUUACAUUUUUGGAAGAUGAAAAACACAUCUUGUUAACCAAAACAGCUAUUCUUAACCAGAUAGCACUAUGCUAUGCUAGUAGGCUGUUAGCUUGUAACUGAAGGAUAAAUGAAAAGUUAAUGUUUAAUUUUUUAGCUUCAUUAAUAUAAUAUGAUAUGUAAUUUAAAAGACUUUAAUUUCCACAAUUUCGUGAUAAACGCAGCUUAAAGCGAUUUUCUAAUUUCUAUUUAGGAACAGAAUGGAGUACCCAUGAUAAAAUCCAAUGGAAGGUUUCUAAGGAACCUAAUCUCAAAGCAAGAUUUUACGAUUUUUCACACAAAUUGUACAAAUCAUACCAAAAUGUAUAAUAGUUACAGUAGCCAUGAGAUUUUUCUGGUUUUGAGUGGCUUUUAGCACACUGCCAUGCAGGAAUUGCUUCCCAAUUCAUAAAAAUCAACCCCCAAGAUUUUUCUGAUUUAUAUUUAUUUAUUUUAUUUUUUUUAGUUUUUUAUUUAAAUCAUUUUCUUUUCCUGCAGGUGAAAACUGCCGGUUUAUUCACUUAGAAAAACAGAAGCGCUUGAUUUUACACAUUACUUAGGGACAGAAGUUUUGAUAAACUAUGAGCAAUAAUGAGUAAAUCAUAUUUAAUAAUAAUAGUAUAAUAAUACUAAUUCCGACCAAUAACAUGUCUAAGCCAGUCAGAAAAAUAAUAUCACAUUUGUGCAAUUGUGAGGUGCUUUAAUUGUAACGAUUCUCCACUUUUGAUGCCAGAACUCCAUAACAGUGGGUCAUGAGUCAAUAAAAAUUGAGCUUUUCUUUUCAGUUCUGACAAAAGCUAUUUUCAUACUUAGAUGGUGAAGAUGUUAGGGGCGCUGAGCAACAACCUUUCCAGAAUCAUUUCUUUAACCGUAUUCUUCGGGUAAUGAGUCCCAUGAGAGAUGUGGCACCUUUCACAUGCCAGCACAGAAAAAGUGGAGUUGGGGGUGUCAGGUGAUGCUUAAACAAAAGAAACGUACCUUACAAAAGACAUGCGGUGCAAAAAGCGAAGCCACAUCACUUUCUUUCUGUGAAAAGAAAAAGUAUGUCAGAGCAAGUACUUUUCAACCAUUAAAAUUCAAGCUGAACUUCCUACGAAAAUCCUGCGAGCAUUUAUGUGUCUGUUUCACCAUCAGUGAACGGCUCACCUUGUUGACUUCCUGUGCCUGCCGUUACGCAGUAUACAUAUGCAUCUGCAAUGAUUGGUCGGUGAGUUAAUGAGAGCCAGCUGGAAUCGUGUUUGCAACGCCCACACAGCAGUGUCCCUUUCUCUCUCUCUCCUGUCCUGUUAAGGGCACAUAUCCAUAGAAACCAAGUUUCCCUUGUUGCUAAGGAAAGAACCCUGCUGAGGUUUGAAUAUGUGUAACAUCAAUUGUGAAGUCAAUACUGCUGAGGUUUGCUGCUGUGUUAACCUAGUCUAACUUCGUGUUUCUAAUUUAAAGCCUCAAAGAAAACAAGUUCUGGUUGUUGUUUUCCAUCCAUUACGAAACAGUGCUAGUGGCGUAAAUGAUGUUUUCCCCCCUGAAGCUGCUUCUAGGGUUUACCAGAGACUGAAUUAAAGUGGGGAAUUGCUUUGGAGAGCUCAUUAAUGUGCAUAUGGACUCUAGACAGUGAUGGAUGGCGCACAAUAUUGGAGACAGUGAUGUUUUAUCGGCUUUUUAUGAACAGGCUAGGUGAACUGUUAGACAAUAUGUGCAAAUCAUUCCCUUUUAUGCAGUGAAUGAAAAGCGCUGACUCAUGACAUUAUCAUGUUUGGAGUUUCAGAAGCGGAGCAUGUGGGUGGACGUUUGCAUCAGAAGGGGAACUUCAUAACCUGCACCCCAUAAUUCUGCGAGAUGCAUAAUUUAACACUGAGAGCAAAGUGAGAUUAAUCUCACUGUGGGAAAGCUUUACUUGCUUUCUUUUGAUUUAUGCUGCUAUUAUGCUUCAUGCUAGGUUCAAAUCAGGCUUUGUCAAUAAGGCUGGAGGCAAGAAGAUGAGAAGUUUCCAUUCUGUAUUGAUCUCGUUUUUUAAGUGCUCAGAACACACUCAGCACAGGUACUGAAAGUCUCAAACACCAGAGUGUUUAUGACCUGUUUUUCCUGACACAUUGCUGGGUUUCACAAUACUAUAAAAGAUAUUUAGGUAUGAUUAGGAAUAAAUGUUAGUGGAAAAACAAAUAAGUCAGAUGAAGGCUAUAAUUAAUUUAAUGUUUCUUUUGAAUAACAUUGAGAAUAGCUAUCUAUUACACACUGUCAUAACAAAAACAACUCAGCAAGUCCCCUGAACCUAAAGUAUGUGUCUGUUCACAGUGUUCCAAAUCCGUUGGAAGUUGUGCACGCUCAUGGAGUAGCUACGUCAAAAAAAGAACAGGACAUCCAUUUAUCAUUUAUUUUUGGCAGCUUGAAGCAUUGUGCUGUGCCACAUCCAGUGUAGAU